Pneumocystis carinii B80 is the source of this 447-nucleotide messenger RNA. RefSeq lists its product as hypothetical. The coding region runs from base 43 to 402 and encodes 119 amino acids. Gene Ontology annotation, cellular component: endomembrane system; membrane. The record is from RefSeq and is a predicted model, not a curated record. Lineage: Eukaryota; Fungi; Ascomycota; Pneumocystomycetes; Pneumocystales; Pneumocystaceae. The transcript has 4 exons.
UUUAGGAUUAUAUGAUAAUACUUACUAAUAUAUUUUGUAUUAAUGACCGAUCAUAGCUUUGAAACAGAAUCAAAAUCUAUACUUCCUCCCAAAGAUGAUCCUAUUCCUUUAUCAUAUCUUUCUCAGUGUGAUGGUAGUAAUGAGGGUUUUCCUGUUUAUGUUGCCAUUAAAGGCAUGGUUUUUGAUGUAACACCUAACAGAGCCUCGUAUGGUCCAGGAGGUAGCUAUCAUGUAUUUGCAGGAAAAGAUGGAUCAAGAGGUCUUGGAAAAAGUAGUCUUAAAGAAGAAGAUGCAACAGCUGAUUAUUCGGAUUUGAAUGAAAGUGAACUUCAAACAUUAGAAAAAUGGGUUGAUUUUUUUUCCAAAAAAUAUAAUAUUGUCGGAAAAGUUGUUCAAGAUUAAAUAUAAAUAAGAAAUAUCAAAAGAUAAGUAGUAAUAGUUCUAUUG